AAAUUUUUCCCCAUUUGCCAUUUCCGACGAGCACCUUCCCCGUCCUCCUCCCACCUCGCGUGGCACGCCAUGGCCUUCUCCCCGCGCUCGCCGUGGUCGCGCGCCAGGAAGCCCGACGUCUACUCAACCUUCGUCGUCCACGGCGAUGACGAAGACGACGACGUCCGGGGCGGCAGGGGUCCCGCCACGGGGCCGGAGGACGACGAGGAUGAGGACCCCUCCUCGCUGCCACCGCUCCUCCAGCGCCUCCCCAAGGACUUCGGCGGUGCCUCCUUCGACGACGAUGAGGACCCCUACUCCUCCGACCCCGACGAAGCCUCUAUCUCCGCCACCGUCGUCGUCAAGCGCGGCGCCCCGGCCUCCGCCCGAUCCCCGUUCCUGGAUCUGCGGCGCUCCAGUCCCCGCGCCGCCGAGGAGGACCCCUACUCCACCUUCGUCGUCCACUCCACCGCGCGCUCAGGGGUUGCCUCCUCCAGCCCACGCGAGUCCGCCUCCGGCACAUUCAUCCGUCACUCGGGUGGCUCGUCCAGCCCCCGCGAGUCGUUCUCUGGCACCUUCAUUCGCCACACCAGCGGGGGCUCUAGUCCCCAUGAGGUUGCCUCUGGCAGCGGCGGGGGGUUCGGGUCCUCUUUCUGGAGUCCAGCGGUGGAGCAGUCGGAGGAGCUCCGGCAGCCAUCGCCUCUGAUGCAGCAGCAACAACAGCAAAAUUCAAGGCGGAAGCCAUCCGUGAGCUCAGUGCCAGACAGCGUUACCAGGGAGGAUCCUUCCACCAAGUACGAGCUGCUCCAUGAGCUUGGGAAAGGUUCAUAUGGUGCAGUGUACAAAGCAAGGGAUCUCAGAACGCAGGAGCUUGUGGCUGUCAAGAUCAUCUCCUUAACAGAAGGGGAAGAAGGCUAUGAAGACAUACGGGGAGAAAUCGAGAUGCUGCAGCAAUGCAGCCAUCCAAAUGUUGUCCGCUACUUUGGAAGCUAUCAAGGAGAGGAAUACCUAUGGAUAAUUAUGGAGUACUGUGGUGGUGGAAGUGUCGCUGACUUGAUAGGCAUCACAGAGGAGCCUCUUGAUGAAUCCCAGAUAGCUUACAUAUGUAGAGAAGCACUGAAGGGUCUUGCUUACUUGCACUCAAUUUUUAAAGUCCAUAGAGACAUUAAAGGUGGUAACAUUCUUCUAACUGAGCAAGGCGAGGUGAAGUUGGGCGAUUUUGGUGUAGCGGCCCAGCUGACGAGAACCAUGUCAAAGCGCAACACGUUCAUUGGUACUCCACAUUGGAUGGCGCCAGAGGUCAUUCAAGAAAGUCGCUAUGAUGGAAAGGUAGAUGUUUGGGCAUUAGGUGUAUCUGCAAUUGAGAUGGCAGAGGGCAUGCCACCAAGAUCCACUGUGCAUCCAAUGAGAGUUAUCUUCAUGAUAUCUAGUGAACCUGCACCAAUGCUGGAGGAUAAGGAGAAGUGGUCUCUCCUCUUCCAUGAUUUUAUUGCGAAGUGUCUAACAAAAGAUCCAAGACUUCGUCCUGCUGCAAGUGAGAUGGUGAAGCACAAAUUUAUUGAGAAGUGUAAUACUGGAGCUUCGAAAAUGUUGGCAAAGAUUAAGGAUGCAAAGAGGAUUAGAGCCACACUUGCUGCACAAAGCCAGCUGGAUGGCCCUGAUGAUGAAAUGCUAGAUGCAACUGUUCGAAUAAAUGAAGACUAUGGGGAAACUGUUCCCGCAAACUCUCAGCAACACAUGAAUCAGGCAACAUAUAAUGAUGGUCAGGCAGGUGAUUUUGGUACUAUGAUAGUCCAUUCUGAAGAUGGUGACGAAGUGGCAGAAUCACCCAUUUUUCCAAGAACAGAGUUCAUUCCAGGCCUUGGUAGCAUCAAUUCUUUCACACAUGAUCCAAAGAGAGCCGAACUCAUUUCAAAGUUUUGGGCGGAGAAUACAACUGAUAGCGAUGCCAAUAAAGAUCGGGAUCUAGAUGACCAUGUUGACAUGCAGCAACCAAAAGCAAUCCCAACUUCAACCGGAACUGUGAAGAAACAUAUUGGUGCAGAAGGGACUAUGCGACGCCAUGAUAGUCAAAUUAGUUCUUCACCGGGUCUUGCCAACCCAACGAUGAAGUUAAACAACAGCCCAAGCCGUAAAGCAUUUUCUGUUCAGGAUAAGCUCUGGUCAAUUUAUGCUGCCGGCAACACUGUGCCUAUACCAUUUCUUAAGGCGAUUGACAUUUCACCGCUAGCUCUAGUGUCAGAAAAUGACGCAGGAAAUGGCCUGGCUGGGUCAAGUACAAAUGAUGCCUUGGAGGCAGUUAGGGAGCUGUUCAGUGGUGAUGGACAGGCAAAGAAAGGGCGCAAAGGGCAAAACGAAGUCCCUCUUCCUCCUGGUGUGCACCACAGAUUAACGACAUGCCCCACAUUGAUGAACCUGGCCCAAGCUCUAGCUUACCAUAAGACCUGCUACGAGGACAUGCCUCUACAAGAUUCACAAGCAACACAAGAGCAGCAGACGAUACAAAAUCUUUGUGAUACACUUCGAACCAUACUGAGGUUGCAGCCACCAGGUACCAGCCAACCGCCCCGCGGCGCGGCGCGGCACGGUAAGGCGCUACGCAUCAACAAAAGCAGGUCCUCUCGUCCGACUCGUCUCGUCUCCCUCCCGCGGCUCGCCUCACUCCCCCAACCCCAUUCGUUGGCUGCCUCGCCUCGCCUCCCUUCCGCGCGCGGACCGAGGGGAGCUGCGGCGAUGGGGAAGAACAUGCGCAUCAAGACGGCGCCCAAGCCCAACCGCAUCCCCCUCCUCGGCAACGGGGAGACGUCGAGGGCGCUCUCCGACCUGGAGGAAGGCAGCAACGUCCAGCCAGCGAACGUCGGGUUCUGCCGGGUCAUCAAGUUGGCCAGGCAUGACGCCGGGAAGCUGGUGCUCGCCACCAUCGCACUGCUCGUCGCCUCCCUCAGCAACAUUCUCGUUCCGAAAUACGGUGGCAAAAUAAUUGACAUUGUGUCAAGAGAUGUUCGGCGCCCAGAAGAUAAGGCUCAAGCGCUGGAGGAUGUUAAGGGCACAAUUUUGUACAUUGUGUUGAUCGUUGUAGUCGGUUCAGUUUGCACGGCACUUCGGGCAUGGUUAUUUAAUUCUGCUAGUGAGAGAGUAGUCGCUCGACUUAGGAAGGACUUGUUCAGUCAUCUCAUAAACCAGGAAAUAGCAUUUUUUGAUGUGACUAGGACAGGAGAGCUCUUAAGCAGGCUUUCUGAAGAUACACAGAUAAUCAAGAAUGCUGCUACAACCAACUUAUCAGAGGCACUGCGCAAUAUCACUACUACAGCUAUUGGUCUUGGUUUUAUGUUUUCAACUUCGUGGAAGUUAACAUUGCUGGCACUUGUAAUUGUCCCGGUUAUAUCAGUUGCUGUGCGUAGUUUUGGACGAUUUCUUCGUGAGCUUUCACAUCAAACACAAGCUGCUGCAGCUGUAGCUUCAUCCAUAGCAGAGGAAUCCUUUGGUGCCAUUCGCACAGUAAGAUCCUUUGCUCAGGAAUCUCACGAGAUUUCACGAUAUGGCGAAAAAGUAGAGGAAACGCUUAAACUUGGUCUCAAGCAAGCUAAAGUCGUUGGCUUGUUUUCUGGAGGGCUUAAUGCAGCAUCAACCCUGUCAGUGGUUAUUGUUGUUAUUUAUGGUGCCAACUUAACCAUCAAUGGUUACAUGACAACUGGUUCUCUCACAUCGUUCAUCUUAUACAGCCUUACAGUUGGUUCGUCAGUAUCUGCCCUGUCAGGACUGUACACGACUGUAAUGAAAGCCUCUGGUGCAAGCCGUAGAGUUUUUCAACUUCUGGACCGUGUUUCCUCAAUGCCAAACUCUGGGGAUCAAUGUCCAACAAAUGAGCAAGAUGGGGAAGUUGAGCUUGAUGAUGUCUGGUUUGCAUAUCCUUCUCGCCCUAAUCAUAUGAUUCUUAAGGGGAUAACAUUGAAGUUAGCACCGGGUUCAAAGGUCGCACUUGUCGGGCCAAGUGGUGGUGGUAAAACCACGAUAGCAAAUUUGAUCGAACGGUUUUAUGACCCUCUAAAGGGAAGGAUCUUGCUUAACAGAGUGCCAUUGGUAGAAAUUUCACACCAAUAUCUUCAUAACAAGGUAAGCAUAGUCAGUCAGGAGCCUACACUCUUUAACUGCACCAUCGAAGAGAACAUUGCUUAUGGAUUAGAGGGAAAAACUAACUUUGCUGACGUCGAGAGCGCAGCUAAAAUGGCGAAUGCACACAACUUCAUCUGCAGCUUCCCUGACCAAUACAAGACCGUCGUUGGCGAGCGAGGGAUCAGAUUAUCUGGCGGGCAGAAGCAGAGGAUUGCCAUCGCGAGAGCUUUGCUUAUGAACCCACGAGUGCUUCUCCUAGAUGAAGCCACCAGUGCCCUGGAUGCUGAGAGCGAAUAUCUUGUCCAGGAUGCAAUGGACUCGUUGAUGAAAGGAAGAACCGUUCUUGUGAUAGCUCACCGGCUCUCCACCGUCAAGAGCGCCGACACCGUGGCCGUCAUCUCCGACGGCCAAAUUGUGGAGAGCGGCACGCACGACGAGCUCCUCGCCCGUGACGGCAUCUACACCGCCUUGGUGAAGAGGCAGCUGCAAGGGCCCAAGUUUGAGGCCACCAGCAGCAUCAGCGAGGCGUCCGAAAUAGAAGCCGAAGCCAGCAGCAAUGGGCAAUAGCCCUUUGCACUGUUAGGUGUCCUGCCCCCUUCACCCUUCAGUGUUAGUCGGGCACAACUUGACGAAUCCCACUGAAUUAUAUGUAACCCUGAUCCUGACGUAUGCCACUGCGAAUCACACGAAAACGUUUUAGAUGUCACACGAUGCUACAGAAUGUUGCAGGAGUUUGCGCUUAUGCUGUGUUAAUUUCUUACUGCUGCA
Molecule: messenger RNA, 4860 nt
Organism: Setaria italica (foxtail millet)
Lineage: Eukaryota; Viridiplantae; Streptophyta; Magnoliopsida; Poales; Poaceae
Exons: 35
Coding region: 70-4659 (1529 amino acids)
Biological process (GO): protein phosphorylation; transmembrane transport
Cellular component (GO): membrane
Molecular function (GO): protein kinase activity; ABC-type oligopeptide transporter activity; ATP binding
Source: RefSeq, a predicted model, not a curated record